Messenger RNA from Caenorhabditis briggsae, 1986 nucleotides. The transcript is spliced from 12 exons. The record is from RefSeq and is a predicted model, not a curated record. The coding region runs from base 1 to 1986 and encodes 661 amino acids. Gene Ontology annotation, molecular function: mRNA 3'-UTR binding; metal ion binding. Gene Ontology annotation, cellular component: cytosol. Lineage: Eukaryota; Metazoa; Nematoda; Chromadorea; Rhabditida; Rhabditidae.
AUGCCACUCGCCGUCCCAAUACAGCCAUCAGGAUAUGAAUACUAUCCUCAACCACAACCAUGUGCAUCCUACAGUGAGGAGAACAAGGAGAACGAGGUCCCGAGCAAUUUCAAGACCCGGCUCUGCAAACUGCACAACUCGGGCAAGAGCAUCGUCUGUCCUCAUGGAGCUAACUGCAGAAUGAUGGCCCCACCGAGUCAACAGUUUCAACUAGAAGCGUCUAUCAAUUGGAAAGUCAGGAAUUUCAACGAUAGGCAUCCGAAUGGAGACGACUACUACGACCUUCAUGGAAUGACGACGAUGGGGAUGAUCAGCUAUGUCCAGGACAUCGUGCAGCAGAUGAGGAGGACCGGAGGGACCAAGGCAUGGCUGGAAGUCGGAAGAGGGAACCACUCGGCAAAUGAAUUUCCAGCAAUGAAGACCCACUUGAUGAAUAAUUGCCAUUUAUUCCCCGGUUUCUCAUUUGUCCCUAUUAUUGGUAAUGAUGAUUCAAUAAUGAUGUGCCCACCAACCUUCUUCGGAACGACUGCUCAAUUCUUCUACCCAACUGAGAUGAUGUUCUCCAUGCCACAGCACUAUGCACCAAUGCCGCUCGCCCUCCCAAUGCAGCCAUCAGGAUUUGGAUAUUUUCCUCAACCACAACCAUGUGGAUCCUACAGUGAGGAGAACAAGGAGAACGCUGGGCCGAGCAAUUUCAAGACCCGGCUCUGCAAACUGCACAAUUCGGGCAAGAGCAUCGCCGAUACGCUCGAGUUCAAGGUGCUCAAGGGACAUCACCAGGAAGCUAUCCAGAAGCUUCAUGCUCAAAAAAUGAUGGCUCCACCAAGCCAGCAGUUCCAAUUGGAGGCUUCGAUCAACUGGAAGGUUCGGCAAUUUAACGUGGGACAUCCGAAUGGAAAAGUGGGACAUCCGAACGACUUGCAUGGGAUGACGACGAUGGGAAUGGUUUCGUAUAUUCAGGACAUUGUGAAGCAGAUGAGGAGGACCGGAGGAACCAAGGAAUGGCUGGAAGUCGGAAGAGGAACUCACUCGGCCAAUGGAUUCCCAGCGAUGAAGACCCAUUUGAUGAAUAAUUGUCACUUAUUCCCUGGUUGCUCAUUUGUCCCUAUUAUUGAAUCAAUCAAGGUCAUGUGCCCACCAACCACCUUUGGAGUUGCUACCCAAGGAUUUUUCCUGACGGAGAUGAUGUUCUCCAUGCCACCACCAUUUCAUCCAACAAUGGCAAUGGCCGUUCCAAUGCAGCAAUAUGGAUAUGAAUAUUAUCCUCAACUUCUGCCAUGUGGACCAUGCAAUAAGGAUAAUAAAGAGAACGAGGUGCCAAGCAACUACAAGACCCGGCUCUGUAAGUUGCACAACUCGGGCAAGAGCAUCGUCUGCCCCCAUGGAGCUGCCUGCAGGUUUGCCCAUGGGGUGGAAGAGCUGCGGUCAAACGGUUCAAUCCCAGACCAACAGGUAGCUAACAAAAGUUACAAGACAAUCUUAUGUCGUAACUAUGCUCCUGGAGGUUCUGGUGAUUGUCCGUACAGACUGGCUUGUCAGUAUAUCCAUCCAAGUGAUGGUUUGCUGUACAAGUUUUGUCGGGCCGACACGCCAGAGUUUAAGGUGUUGAAGAGACAGCAUCAGGAGGAAAUCCAGCAGCUUCAUACGCAAAGAAUGAUGGCGCCAUUAACCCAACAGUUCCAAUUGGAGGCGGCUAUCAAUUUGAAGGUCCGGCAAUUCAAUGUGGAACAUCCGAAUGGCAAGGAUUACCACGACCUGCACGGAAUGACAACAAUGGGAAUGGUUUCGUAUAUUCAGGACAUUGUGAAGCAGAUGAGGAUGGUCGGAGCAAAGAAGGCGUGGCUGGAAGUCGGAAGAGGAACCCACUCAGCAAAUGGAUUCCCAGCAAUGAAGACCCAUUUGAUGAAUAAUUGUCACUUAUUCCCCGGUUGUUCAUUUGUCUCUAUUAUUGGUAACAAUGGUAUUUUGGAACUUUCUGUUGUUUGA